UACGUGUCUCGUUCAGUAAAAUAUUUAGUCUCUUAUUUCUUUUCAAGUUUAGAUACAAUGCUUCUAAGUCGGGUUUACCGGUAAUGUCUACAUCGGUUGACACGAAUCUGUUCUGAGUCAAAAAAUGAGUGCCUUAAAAAAUCAUGUGGAUUCCGAAAAGCCGGGAGAAUCUACUGUGUCAACUCGAAGUGAAGAAAAAAAGUUUAAGAAACGAGGCGGCACAACAGAUAAGGGCAGGGAUUACGAGCAUCUGUAUCUGGCACAUUUAAUCUUAAAACUGACCCUUGAUGAUGAUGUCGAAAAUUUUUAUUUAUCGUCGAAUGACGAAGAAUUUGGGGAUUUCGACGACGUUGUGGUUGAAAUUGUAUUGAAAAAUCGUACGGAAACAUAUGCAAUACAGUUGAAACACAUCGAGAGGAAAACUACUUUAGGAAGAGCUCAGCUGACCGCCAAGACAGGGAAGAGAAAUUUUAGCAUCGAGAAAUAUUAUGACACUUUCAGUAAACAUUUAAAACUGCAACAAAAUGUUAAGAUGAUUUUAUUCACCAAUACUUCGUUAAAUAGUAGUGAUGUAAAACAGUUAGAUUUCCAUCAACUGACUGUAGACUUUAUUCCAAGCGAAGUAAGUAAAUUGUUGACUUCGUCGUCAAGAAAACUUUGCUGUCACACAAUCAACAAAACUCAAACAAACUCAAGUGAAUAUGAUCAGUUUUUCGAAAAUUUUUAUGUCUAUACGGAUCAAGCAGAUGUUAGGCAGCUUGUCAAGGAUGUACGUGAAAUCUUCAAGAAAAAUUUUAUGUGUGAUGAAUUCGUCUGCAAUCAGUACGUACACUUUAUAACCCAGUGGAGUAUGACAAAUGGAAGAAAACUGAAACUAUAUAAAACAUGGAUGAAGCGUUUAAUUGCUUUGUGUGUUUUAUCACCCCAUAUCAGACCAUUGUCAUUUGACUCCACGAAAUCUGUCAACAAAAAAGAGUCGAUCCUUAGAGACGUAAUUUCAAAAUUCGACAUCACCAGUAUUGAUGACAGAAAUUACGAGAGGAUUAGUCACCUAUGGUCAAACACCAUUAAUGAAUUACAAGAUUUAACAGAAGUGACGAAAAUUAAUGGUAAAUAUUUCCUUUGCCUAGAGAAGCUCGAAGUCAAAGAUCUGUUCAACGCAGAUCCGUCAAAGGUGAAUAAGUUGAUGUGGCUGCUGGACAAGUGUCCUCUGGUUGUUCAAGAAUGUCCACAAGUUUACCGAACAUUUAAAUUUUGCUGCGAAAAUCUAAUCCUACUGAAAGCAACAAAACCAGUUGACGAGAAGUGUAAAACUAGAAGUAGUCAAAAAGUGUUUGAAAGACUGUCCGAUUUGAAAAAAGAAGUGAUGCUGUACCAAAAACUUCGGAGGACUUUCACCUAUUCUAUUGAGGGACAAAAGGAGACUGCUUUGACGUAUCUAUUGCAAGCCUGCGACGAAAUCGAAUCUGUUAUCACUUUAGAUAAACUGGUGGAAAUGCUAGAAGGUCCGUUGGCGAUAGGUGACCAGAAAGAAGUUCUACCACCUAGUCAUAUCGAAAGAAAUCUGACAAAGAUUUUAAUAAACUUGGAAUUUUUGAAACGUAAUUUAAAAAAAAAGGUUAUUUUUGUUAGUGGUGUUGUGGAUUUUAAAAGUUUCAAGAAACUGCUACCCGAUAUAGAAAUAAAAGAAAUAUCAAAUAUAGAAAGAGAAAGGAUGAAGCGCUUCUACCGUGGAGAUAUUUAUAUAAGCAAGAACCACUUUUCACUAAAACAAUUCAAUACUGUUUUCAACAAGAAUCCAGAAGUUGAAGUUCACCACUGCCGCUAUUUUAACAAUCAGUAUUUGGAGUGGAUAAGAAGUGAACAUUCACAAGGACAACGCUUUAACGAACUCAAAAAAUUUCGUUUGAACGAUGAAUUCAACGUGUAUACGUUGCACCAGUCUCAACUUUUUAACAGUGGAGAGCAAGAUAUCAACAUUAUCUGUGCUGAACCAGGUAUGGGGAAAAGCACGUUGAUGAAGAGCUUAAAAACUAACACUUCUUCUGCAACAUGGACGAUCGUAAUCUAUGCCAGAAAUCACUUUACUCACUUUAGAGAAAAUGGGGCCGACGUUGAAAAGUUCAAGGAAUAUAUUUUUACCAACGUUAGAAAAAAGUGCUCCAACAUCGACCAACAAGUAUUCAAAGCAAUGCUGGAGCGAAAUAACAUACAAGUAAUUUGGGAUGGUCUGGACGAAGUUACAGAUGCCACUCUAGAAGCGAUUUUAACUUUAGUACAGACUUUAGCACAAAGCGGGGUACAACAAUGGUUAACAUCACGGAACAACUUGAAAACUAAACUGGAAAACAGGUUAGGUAGUUUUUCGCGAAAUAUAAAACAAUUCGACGACGAAGAACAACGAAAAUAUCUGAAAGAACGUUUGGAAAUUCCGGCGGACGAUUUAACCGCGACGUUUAUUAAAAUUAAGAAAAAUCUUAUGUCUUUUCCAAAUUACGAAAUAUUGGGCAUUCCUCUGCAGAUUUAUAUGCUGACUGAAUUGUUUUUAAAAGACAAGGAAAAAUAUUUGAAUUUAUUAGAUAGCGUUUUUACCGUGCUCGAUUUAUAUCGACAUUUCGUAGACGAAAAAUUUAAAGUUUUUUAUCAAGAAAAGAGUAAACUUGAUUUAUCUGUGGAGCAUAUAUUUCAACAAUUUGAAGACGAAAAGGAAACUAAACUCAAGUGUUACAAAACUGUAGCUGCUCGUUGUUACUUAGACAAUCUCUCUGUGACAAUAAUCGAUGCAAACUACAAACAUCAAUUACAAAGUUUUUUGGAAACGAUAGAAAAUAAGGGAGAUGCUGUAGGGUUUAUAUGUAGAGUUGCAAGUAAUGGAGGUGUUGAAUUUAGUCACAACUCGUAUGGCGAAUAUUUCGCAGCUAUGUAUCUUUUUGACAUUGACCCAUCGGUAGUACGCGAUAACAAAUUCAUCUCUGACGGUCACUUCGAUAAUAUCCGAUUUUUUUUAGAUUUAAUGCUAUGCAAAAAUUCUAAAGGUUUUAUCGCUGUAGUAUACAAGAACCCUAUACUUUUAGAUGAAUGCACUGAUCUAGAUUUGGACCAAAAAGAUUUGAUCGGUCGCGAUAUAUUAGAAGUGGCAUGUGCUCGUAUCAAAAAUUAUACUUGUGCAACACGUAUAAUUAAAGAUGGCAAUUUCGACAGAGACUGGGUAAUUUAUAAUGGAGACAUAGGUGUAUUACACUAUAUGCAAAUAUCAGAUCCUUUUGAUGAAAUUAAUACGUCAAUCGACAUUCGUACCAAAAAAUUACUGCUAUUCUUUCCUUUUUUAAUUCCAGAUUACGAAAAGUAUUCCCUCGAUAAAAAUUAUCUAACACUGAUUGUCUAUUAUGCCAUCAGAUUUGAUUUUGUGGUGAUUUUUGACUACGUUAACCAUUCUCCUAAAUUGAAGGAAGCAUUUGAUAGCAUCAAUUUCGCCAGCAUUUUAAGCCUGGCAAUGUAUUACAGAUCCCAACGUAUCCUAGAACAACUUUUCUUAAAUGACCGAUCUUAUCGCGAAAUUCCUUCCAUAAACUCUCUAGGUCCUGAUUCUCUUGUGAUAGACGAAAUAUUCGUUUAUAUUUUGUUAAAUGUAGAAAUCAGAUUAGAUAUUCCAAAUUCCAAAGGUCAGUUUCUAACACACUAUGCUACCACGCACAACUUGCACAAGACGCUCACAUUGUUAAAUGCAAAAAAUGCUAAAUGGGAUGUUUUUGAUUCAAAUGGUCGGUUUGCAAUCCACAAUGCUUGUUUCGAAGGAAAUGUGGUCACACUAAAAUUACUAAUCAGUUUUGGUUGCGAUAUAAAUAUUCCGGACGCAAAUGGUUGCUGCCCUAUCCACUAUGCCUGUAAACAUCACAAAACACAGUUAGUACAAGUUUUGAUAGAUAAUGGUGCAAAGAUAAAUGUCCCUGAUUCCAAUGGGCAGCUUCCAGUACAUCAUAUUUGCAAAAGGGGCAAUAAAAAGAUGUUGAAGCUCGUAGUAAAAAAUGGGGCGAAAACAGAUGUUGUGGAUGCAAAUGGUAUUUUACCCUUACAUUACGCUUGUGAAAAUAUACAUAUCGGUAUAAUCGAAUUUCUAGUUAUUAGUGGUGCUGAUAUAGAUGCUUUAGACAAGUACGUUCAGUUAUUAAUAUAUCCCGUGUGUAAACAAGGAAACAUAAACCUCCUGAAGUUAUUAAUAGCAAAAGGUGCAGAUUUAAAUGUUCUUGAUUCAAAUGGUUGGUUGCCACUAGAUUAUGCGAUUGCUACUGGAAAAUUAGAUCUCGUAAAUCUUUUGGUGACGAAUGGUGCGAAGGUCAAUUUUCCUAAUGACAAAACUCCAUUGCUGUUACAGAAUGCUUGUAAAAAGAAACAUUUAGAUGCAAUUAGCUUUUUGUUGGAGAAUGGUGCUAAAAUGGAUGUUCCUUACAAAGAUAGUCAGUUGCCGAUGCAUUACGCUUGCCAAAAAGGGUAUGUCGAAGUAUUAAAAAUACUGAUAGCAUAUAGUGAGAAAAAAAAUACUCCAGAUGCAUCUGGUGUACUGCCUUUGCAUCGUGCUUGUUUCACUGGUGACGUGGAAAUACUAAAUCUCCUUCUAGAUGAAGAUGCAAAAGUAAAUAUGCCGGAUUCACAUGGUAAUCUACCGAUGCAUUAUGCGUGUCUCAAUCGCGAUUUUGGUCUUCAAAUAAUGUCACUUCUACUAGAGAAACAUGCUGAUGUCAAUGUUCCUAACGCAAAAGGCCAUCUACCGAUACACUUUGCGUGCGAACCAAAUGACAGGAUACUUUCAGAUUUGAAAAAUGACAAACUAUUGCUUUGGUUUAUGCGAAAUUGGUCGCAAGUGUGUAACAAGGCAGUGAAAUUUUUGCUGGAGCAUGAUGCCCAUUUAGACAUUCCAGACACAAAUGGUCUGCUGCCGAUUCAUUCCGUGUGCAAAUGUGAUGAAAUGGAUUUGGUAGAAUUACUAGUAAAGAAUGGCGUGAGUGUAAAUGCUUCUGAUGCACAUGGACGGUUACCGAUUCAUUACGCUUGUAGCAACUCUUCUUAUAAUGAUGAUGUUGUAUCGUUUUUAAUUAAAAACGGUGCGUGUGUGAAUGUGGGCGACAUAGAUGGAGUGUUGCCUAUACAUCUAGCUUGUGAGCAAGGUACUUUAAAUAAAGUAAAAUUACUAGUAGCACAUGGUGCAGAUACAAAUAUUCCAGAUAAGAACGGGUGGUUGGCGCGCGAAUAUGCACUUAAGUAUUGCAAUCCUCGUAAAAUAGUUGAUUUUUUGGAAACUUGUAGCAAGGAUCAAUAAUUCCCUACAUUAUGCAAUCCUAAAUUUAUCAUUAAGGUCUUUUAAUCUACAGUUCAAGUGUUCGUUGAAGAACUGCAGCAGAAUGCCCAAGCUUUUGAUUUUUUUGUAGCUUUUAAUGCACCAUGAUGUUUCAAUAAAAUCACUAAAUGUGUUUAAAAUUAAA
Molecule: messenger RNA, 5477 nt
Organism: Zophobas morio
Lineage: Eukaryota; Metazoa; Arthropoda; Insecta; Coleoptera; Tenebrionidae
Exons: 3
Coding region: 125-5314 (1729 amino acids)
Biological process (GO): protein localization to ciliary inversin compartment
Cellular component (GO): ciliary inversin compartment
Molecular function (GO): protein binding
Source: RefSeq, a predicted model, not a curated record